AUGGACAUGGAUCAAAUGAUCGACGCUCAGCAUGAGCUCUACCUACGCAUACUGCGUAGCGUGGAGAACUUGAAGAAGAUCGGGGCGAGCAAAUUGAACGCCCACACUGUCCAGGCUGCAAUCCGCGUCCUGGAUGAUAAAUGGGCCAAAUUCACGGAACAGCAUGAAGAGCUCCGCGCCCACUUCUGGAAGGAGAUCAAGCGGGAGAAGUACACCACCGAGGACCUCCUCAGCAAGGUUGAGACGGCGUAUUAUGGGCAGCGCUCCGAACUCGCCGGACUGGAGGAGCAGUUCAUCGAGCCUGUGGGGCCCGCCCUCGGCGAACGGGUCCGAGAGACGGCUCCGUCCCGCCGAACGUUACCGCGGAUCAACCUACCGCAGUUUAGCGGCAAGUUCGAGGACUGGCCAGCCUACCGAGAUCUGUUCAGCUCCAUGGUCCUAGGAGACGCGUCCUUGACAAAGGUUGAACAGCUGCAUUACCUGAAAACCAGCGUAAAGGGUGAUGCUGAACAGCUGAUUCGCAACCUGCCGUCUACUGAAGAAAAUUUAGAGGAUGCGUGGGACUUGCUGACCACGUAUUUCGAAAAUAAACGCUUACUGGUCAGAUCAUACCUGACAGCCUUCACUUCGCUGCCGCGAUUGAAGGCCCCGUCAGCCGAUGGACUACGCCGACUGUUCCACGGCGUGCUCACGACAGUCGGUGCACUGAAGGGCAUCGGGCGCCCGAUCUCCGACUGCACGGACCUAUUCGUCCACCUGGUCGUCGAGCUGUUGGACGCUGAAACUCGGCGUGAAUGGGAGAGCUCCCUCGGAAGGUCGUCGGAGCCUCCGUCCUACGACAAGCUCCGGGAGUUCCUCCAGGAACAACUGAUGACCUGGGAGGUCCUCCAGUCAGUGAAGACCGUAGCGCCUGCCAAGCCAACGGAGAAGUCCAGCCGCUCCUCUCGCAGCAGCCAUGUGGGUACCAGGGGGUCUGAUCCGAACCGCAGCUGUCCACUCUGCAAAAGGGAUCACUUCAUUGCUUAUUGUGAGCAGUACAAGAAGAAGACGGUUAGCGAGAAACGGGAGGCCAUCAACACUCACCAGCGGUGCUGGAACUGCCUGGGUCGUCAUCUGCUAGCCGACUGUAAGUCGCACAAGGCGUGCGCCACAUGCUCCGGCCGGCAUCACACGACGUUGCACGACGCCUUUGCGGCUGUGGCCUUACCUGUGACUGCCUCCUCAUCUUCGACGACGACGGUCCACGUCGCGAGGCGACCACCCCGGGAGUGUGGACCGGCGCUUCUGGCAACUGCCCGUGUAUUCGUGGCCGACCGCGUGGGCACUCGGCAUGCGGUCCGCGCGCUGAUCGACCCGGGCUCAGAAACCUCGCUGAUAGCGGAAUCCUUAGCGCAACGACUUCGGCUCCCGCGGACCCCAUCGUCAGUGGCCAUCUUUGGAGUGGGAGGCAUCCAAACGGGCGUCACCCACGGACGAAUCACCGCCACCGUUUCCUCUCGCGAUGGACACUUUGCGCUCGCCGUCUCGCCGCUCGUCUUCCCACGACUCACGGUGUACGGCGGAACCUCGGAGGGCGAGGCCCGUUCCUGGCCCCACCUCGACGGCCUCGAGCUUGCAGACCCGGAGUUCCACCGCCGGGAUGCUGUGGAGUUGCUGCUUGGCGCCGAUGUCUAUCUGGACCUCGCUCUGCCGGAGGGCUUUCGCCGAGGAGGACCGCGCGAGCCCGGUGCCCUGUUGACUCGCUUUGGCUGGGUGCUGCUGGGCGUCGUUGGAGCCGGUCACGUCGCGACCCCCGUGUCGUCUCUCCAAUGCUCCACGGGUGACGAUCUGGUAGCCCUCGUACGCCGCUUCUGGGAGACCGAAGAACCUCCUCGGGCCGCCUUGCCGCUGACCGCUGACGAACAGGAGUGCGAAGAUCAUUUUGUGCGCACCCACGUGCGACUUGAGGACGGUCGCUAUCAGGUACGACUACCGUUCCGUCCGGGGCUGCCGGACCUCAGCUCCACGCGCCGCACCGCGUCACGGCUCCUCGACGUCAUGAGGCGUCGGUUCAUUCACGAUCGCGAAUUCGGUGGACUGUAUCGCGACUUCAUGAACGAGUACCUGACACUCGGACACAUGUCGCCUGUCUCAGCCGCGUCGCCCUCACCAGGUUCCAGAAUCUGCUUCCUGCCUCACCACGGGGUGCUACGGAGCUCAAGCACGACGUCCAAGAUCCGGGUGGUGUUCAACGGCUCGGCGCGUACUGGCGGCGGGUCGUCACUGAACAACAGUCUGCUCACCGGACGUAACUUGCUGCCGUCGCUAGCCGACACCUUGACUCGCUGGCGGCGACACCGCUAUGUCUUUGUCGCCGACAUCAAGAUGAUGUAUCGUCAGAUACAGCUGCACCGCGACGACCGGGACUUGCAGCGGAUCCUGUGGACAGAGGGAGACGAGGUCAAGGAAUUCCAGCUGAAUACCGUGACGUACGGCCUAGCGAGCGCACCGUACCUCGCCAUCCGCGUGCUCCAUCAACUCGCGAUCGACGAGGUUGGUCGCUUUCCGCUGGGCGCCGAUGUACUGCGGCAGGAUGUCUACAUGGACGAUGUACUCACCGGAGCCGCCACCCUGGAUGCAGCGGGCGACCUCCUGGAUCAGGUGGCCGCGCUCUGUACGGCGGGCGGCUUCCCGCUUAGGAAGUGGGCUGCCAACGACGAUCGCCUUCUGGAAAAAAUCCCGCUCGCACAUCGCUUGGACGUCAUGACAGGUGCCCGACUGCCGUCUGAGAGUCACUCCGUCCUGGGCCUCCGAUGGAAUCCGAGGGAGGAUGUUCUCUCCCUCUCCGUCCGACCAACCUCAACGGCGCUACCGACGAAGAGAUCGGUACUCUCGCAGACAGCACGUCUCUUCGACCCACUAGGCUGGUUGGCGCCGAUCAUAGUCCGUGCCAAGCUGCUCGUCCAAUCAGCCUGGAUACAGCAGCUAGACUGGGACGCUCCGCUGACAAGGGACGACGCCGCCGCGUGGACCCGAUUGGAAGAGGAGCUGCCCUUGCUUGAGGAGAUCAGGGUGCCACGCUGGUUCCAGAGUGACGCCGCAAACCACUCGCAACAGCUGCACGGAUUCUGCGACGCCUCCGAACGAGCCUACGCUGCCGUGAUCUACCUCAGGGGCGUGAUCAACGGGCAGCCCGACGUGACCCUGGUAGUCGCUAAGACCAAGGUCGCACCGGUCAAGCGUGUAUCGCUUCCCCGCCUGGAGCUUUGCGGGGCCACCCUCUUGGCUAAACUGGCCGAACACGUCCGGUCCUCCUUGGGCCUUGAAAGAUCGGCGGUGCAUCUUUGGACGGACUCCACAGUCACGCUCGGCUGGAUCCGAGGACACCCUGCAAGAUGGACAACGUUUGUAGCCAACCGAGUCGCCGAAAUCCACCGAGACAACCAGGACGCAAAAUGGCGGCACGUACCCGGCAGAGACAAUCCAGCUGACUGCGCCUCCCGGGGGGUGUCGCCGAGGGAGCUGCUACGCCAUCCGUUGUGGUGGCAUGGGCCGACCUACCUCAGCGGUCAUCCUGACACCUGGCCGAAGGAUGUAGGAUCCCAGGAAGAGACCAGCCUGCCAGAACAGCGACCACAGAAAUGCCACGUGGUCAGGGAAGUGCUGGAACCUGAAGAGCUUCGCCGAUUCUCCAGCCUUCGCCGGUUGCUACGCGUAUCCUCCUGGAUCUGGCGUUGGGCAACUCGCCAGCGCCGCCCCGCCAGCGACGCUGCUGCUCCUGACCUACUGAGGCCGGAGGAGAUGGACGCCGCCCUGACUCGAUGGAUCCGGGUAGUCCAGGGAGCGAACUUCCACCUAGAGCUGCGGGACCUCCGUACCGGGAAAUCACUGGCGACCAGAAGCUCACUCAGGAAGUUGACUCCCAUGCUCGACGAUGAGGGGGUCCUGCGGGUUGGCGGGCGGCUGAAACACGCUAUUCUGGAUGCCGACCAGCGACACCCAGUCAUCCUACCACCUGAAUCUCACCUCACCUACCUGGUGAUCGAUGCCGCUCACAGACGCACCCUGCAUGGUGGAGUCCAGUCCACCGUGGGGAACAUCAGGGAACGGUUUUGGAUCCCACGCGCCCGUCAACUGGUGCGAAGCCACAUACAUCGCUGCCUACCUUGCGUACGAUGGCGGGCGGCCACUCCGCAACCGAAGAUGGGAGAUCUGCCGAGGACGCGGGUCACACCAGGUCGACCCUUCCUUCACACCGGCGUGGACCUCGCUGGCCCAAUCUGGCUCAGGACGACGAAGGGCCGCGGUCACAAAGCCCACAAGGGCUUCCUGGUAAUCUUCGUAUGUUUCAGCACCCGCGCCGUCCACCUGGAGGUGACCAGCGACUACUCGGCCGAAGCCUUCCUCGCCGCCUUUCGCCGGUUCGUGUCGCGUCGAGGGAGAUGCACGGCCCUGUAUAGCGACUGCGGCACCAAUUUUGUAGGCGCGGAUCGACAACUUAGGGAGCUCUUCAGGGCGGCGAGCGGCGAAGUCCACGCCCUCGUUGGCCGCCUGGCAGACGAGGGAGUUCGGUGGGUCUUCAACCCGCCGUCGGCUCCCCAUUUCGGCGGCCUGUGGGAGGCGGCUGUCAAGGCCGUCAAACAUCAUCUGCGGCGCACCAUCGGAGAGGCUAAGCUCACCUUCGAGGAGCUGUCCACACUCCUCGCGGAGGUCGAAGCCUGCCUAAACUCAAGACCCCUCGGGGCCUUGUCGGAUGAUCCAGACGACCUUGACGCCCUGACGCCGGGACACUUCCUGGUGGGAGGGCCUCUCCUCAGCAUCCCGGAGCCGUCCCUCUUGGACACCCCUCCUAACCGUCUGAACCGGUGGCGACUUCUGCAGCAGAUGCGGGAUCAUCUCUGGCAGCGAUGGACCCGCGAAUACCUGCAGGGACUCACACCACGGUCCAAGUGGUGGACCUCCCGAGGGAACAUCUGCGAGGGUCAGCUGUGCCUCAUCAAAGGAGAGAGCACCCCGCCGUGCCGGUGGCCGCUCGCCCGAGUUACGCGUUUACACCCGGGCGAAGAUGGCCAAGUGCGCGUGGUGGACGUCCGCACCACCGUCGGUGAACUGACCCGGCCAGUGGUCAAGCUGGUCCCACUGCCGACGGUAGCCGUAGAAUCCGGGACCCCCGCGUAA
Molecule: messenger RNA, 5157 nt
Organism: Nylanderia fulva
Lineage: Eukaryota; Metazoa; Arthropoda; Insecta; Hymenoptera; Formicidae
Biological process (GO): proteolysis; DNA integration
Molecular function (GO): aspartic-type endopeptidase activity; nucleic acid binding
Source: RefSeq, a predicted model, not a curated record